Hyposmocoma kahamanoa is the source of this 1459-nucleotide messenger RNA. RefSeq lists its product as uncharacterized. Lineage: Eukaryota; Metazoa; Arthropoda; Insecta; Lepidoptera; Cosmopterigidae. The transcript has 7 exons. Bases 16 to 1329 code for a protein of 437 amino acids. The record is from RefSeq and is a predicted model, not a curated record. Gene Ontology annotation, biological process: protein ubiquitination. Gene Ontology annotation, molecular function: ubiquitin-protein transferase activity; zinc ion binding.
AAAUAACAAUGAAAAAUGCGCAAAUUUGUGGCGCUGAAUUGUUUAGUAGAUCAUAACGAUUCAAGGGCUUUCAGGAGCGAUGCAAUUCAAAACUUGAGACAGGCGUUGCUUGCUCCCGCUUUGUAUAAGCCAGGCAUUUUGCAAGCGCUAGUCGGGGCUAACUUCAAGUUUCAUAGAACUUGUAGUCUCGCUAAUAUCAUAGAAGAAUGCGAUGUGGGUGAGGAUCAGACGCUGUUGAUGUUCUGGGGCUGUGGAGAAACCGAGAGUAGAGCCACAGUUAGCAUGUCCGUGUCUAGCUGUUCGUCCAUUCAAAUGUCUACUGGGGGACAGGUACAAGGCGCGCAAGGGCAAAGCACAAAUCUGCCACUGCGCGAGCGUGAGCUGCGUUCCAUCGCGCAACAAACGGAGAUCAGCUGGCGGCCCGUGCCUGGACAAUCGUCGCCGGCGAGCUUGUACGAGGCUGAAGGCUGCGCGCAUGUGCAGGCAGAUUCGCUGACGUUCUCGUCGCCUGCGUCGUCUAUGCUGCACCCUGCACCACGGUCCAUGUCGAUCCUCGGCUCCGUUUGCGCCCUGCUGCUCAGCAAGCAGGGCUCAUCAGUAGCCCCGAAGGAGGUGCCGAGUUACACGGGCACGGGCGGCGGGGGCGCGGUCAGCCCUGGAACGGACAACAUCUGCCGAAUAUGCUUCGGCGGCGAAUCAGCGGAGCGGCUGGUGCGCCCUUGUUCCUGCCGCGGCACCAUAGCUGCUGUUCAUCGCUCUUGCCUUGAGCGCUGGCUACUGCAAGCCGCCACAUCCUACUGCGAGCUAUGCCGUCACCAUUAUGUCGUCACUAGAAGUCACAAGUGGUCGUGGCUGAUGUCGGUGUGCGCGUGGGCGAUGUCGGGGCGCGGGCGCGCGCUGGCGGCGGACGCGUGGCGCGGGCUGGCGCUGGGCGCGGCGUCGGUGCUGGGCACGGCGCGCGCGCUGCACGCCUGCGACGUCGUGCUGCAGGCGGGCGCGCGCAGGGGCGGCGGCGCCGCGCUGGCCGCCAACCUCUUCUCCUCGCUGCUCAUCGGCAUCAUCGGAGCGCUCAACGGGCUGCUGACCACUUGGAUGCUGCUGAAGAUACAGGAGCAUCAGCUGUCGUGGCAGGCGUGGCGCGACAGCACCGUGCACGUGCACGUGACGCUCGACGACGAGCACACGCCGCGCGACUCCGACGUGACCGUCGUGGCGGACACCUCGUCGCCUUCGACGCGGCUGCCGCCGGCCGCGCCCACCGCCGACCGCAGCACCAACGUCGUGGACCCCUUCAUGAUCGCCCUUCCGUUUUCGCUCGCCGACCCCUGAUCGGAUAGCGCCCGACCGUGUCGCCGUCGGCCGGCGUUGCGCUGGCACCGGCGGGAACGAUCUAGUCAUACUCAGCGGUAUCUACGCGCGGCGGAAACGUUGACAUCUUGCGUGAACAAAAAAAUGCAAA